Messenger RNA from Rattus rattus (black rat), 2491 nucleotides. It is a transcript of the gene Chordc1, whose product is annotated as cysteine and histidine rich domain containing 1. Lineage: Eukaryota; Metazoa; Chordata; Mammalia; Rodentia; Muridae. The transcript has 11 exons. Gene Ontology annotation, molecular function: zinc ion binding. The coding region runs from base 148 to 1143 and encodes 331 amino acids. The record is from RefSeq and is a predicted model, not a curated record. Gene Ontology annotation, biological process: centrosome duplication.
GCCUGUGCAACCGGAACGUUCGGGAAGAUUCCUGAAGCAGUACCGGCGGCUUCCGGAAGCUAGCUGCGGCCUGAACAGUAGUGCCGGUGAUUGCCGUAGUGAUUCACUUCUAGUCCUGGGUGGUGUGUGUUUCGCCGGGAAAGCGGAAUGGCGCUCCUGUGUUACAACCGCGGCUGUGGCCAGCGUUUCGACCCCGAGGCCAAUUCGGAUGAUGCUUGCACAUACCACCCAGGCGUUCCUGUCUUUCAUGAUGCCCUAAAGGGUUGGUCUUGCUGUAAGAGAAGAACAACGGAUUUUUCUGACUUCUUAAGUAUUGUAGGCUGUACAAAAGGUAGGCAUAAUAGUGAGAAGCCACCGGAACCAGUCAAGCCCGAAGUCAAGACUACUGAGAAGAAGGAACUAUCUGAAUUAAAACCCAAAUUUCAGGAGCACAUCAUUCAAGCCCCUAAACCAGUAGAAGCAAUAAAAAGGCCAAGCCCAGAUGAGCCAAUGACAAACUUGGAAUUAAAAAUAUCUGCUUCCCUAAAACAAGCACUUGAUAAACUUAAACUGUCAUCUGGGAAUGAAGAAGAUAAAAAAGAAGAAGACAGUGAUGAAAUUAAGAUUGGGACUUCUUGUAAAAAUGGAGGGUGUUCAAAGACAUACCAAGGUCUACAGAGUCUAGAAGAAGUUUGUGUAUAUCAUUCUGGAGUACCCAUUUUCCACGAGGGGAUGAAAUAUUGGAGCUGCUGUAGAAGAAAAACUUCAGAUUUUAAUACAUUCUUAGCCCAAGAGGGAUGUACAAGAGGGAAACAUGUAUGGACUAAAAAAGAUGCAGGGAAAAAAGUUGUUCCAUGUAGACACGACUGGCAUCAGACUGGGGGUGAAGUUACCAUCUCAGUGUAUGCUAAAAAUUCUCUGCCAGAACUCAGUCAAGUAGAAGCAAAUAGUACAUUGUUAAAUGUACACAUUGUAUUUGAAGGAGAGAAAGAAUUUCAUCAAAAUGUGAAACUAUGGGGUGUGAUUGAUGUUAAACGAAGUUACGUAACUAUGACUGCAACGAAGAUUGAGAUCACUAUGAGAAAGGCAGAGCCCAUGCAGUGGGCAAGUCUUGAGCUACCUACAACCAAAAAGCAGGAGAAACAAAAAGAUAUAGCUGAUUGAUUAGAAGAGAAACAGAAACCUUGUCUAACUUAGAGUUCUUAAUGUGUGUGGUGAUGUAGUUGCUUGCUGCUGCAAUCGUUUUGUUGUUUUUAAUCUGCCAUUUUAGGGUUAUCAUGAGGUUCUUCAAAGCCAAAGUCUGUUAAAUUUUCGUGCCUCUAUCUUCUUUUGAGUUGCAUAAUAUGAUUAUUCAAGUCUCUUCACUAGAACUAUAGUUGUUGCCCUUACACUUGAAGGGAGGGAAAGGACCCAUAAGUAUAACUGCAGUACAGUAUAUUUUGGUAUAAAUUAUUACGAACAGGAAAUGAAAGAGGAUUUUUUUUUUUUUUAAAAAAAAUUCUGAUAGCUCCUUUUUCCCUUAAAUGGGAAAGCAAAGUGGUAUAUAAAAAAAAAUAGGAUUGGCCUUUCCAUGAACAUUCGUUACUAUAAUUCUUGAAAAUUUUUAAGGAAAAGACUUUUCUUUGUUUUUCCCUAUACAGUGGUUACUUUUUAUAGUACUACUUCUGAAGCAGUGGAGUCAAAAUGUGUGUGCUGGCUAAGUUUAUAAUUUGUUUGCAGUUAAAUUAAUUUCAGAAAGUUGCAUCAAUACUUGCAUUACCUGGCAAGCAGUAUAAUUUAAGUCUAUAGAUAAUAAACUAAGAUUAUAGAAUUAUCAAUUUGGUUAAAAUUCAUAAGAGUAAGCAAUAAUGUUAAAAUCUCUUUCCUGAUUAUUUAAAGUACUCUUUAUGGUAUUUUGACUAAAUUGUAUCUGAUUUGUAGUCUAAACACUCUUAUGAAUUAUAUCUGUCUCCCUGAUGAAAAACUGUAUUUAAAUUGUGAAUGUGUAGCUUUGUUGAAAUAUAUUAAGGUGUGUGUUGAGGCUUGAAUCUGAAAUGUAUCUGGAGGCUUCUUUUGAGCUGUUGGUCUUUCAACUUAAGGCUCUAUUUUGAAGGCUGUGAAACCUUAAGGAUAUCGAUGGGUGAGGAUUAUAUACUCCUGCUGGUCUUAUCCCGUCAGGAUGUAUGAAUCACCUCUGUCCCAUACUUCCACUGCUGCCUCCUCAGCCAUUAUAGAUUGUAUCCUCUGGAACCGUGAGCCAAAAUAAUAAACCUUACCUCCCUUGAGUUGUUUCUGUCAUGUGCUUUGGUCAAGACAAGAAAAGUAAUAUACUACAGAAAAAUUAUAGACUGUAUUUUAGAUCAGCUGAAUGUUAUGUUAAGUUACUAUAGUAUAAUUCUUUGGAGUUAUUUUAAGGGUUUCAUGAAGAGUUUUACACAUAUAAUGGUUAUAUGUUCUACUUUAUUUUCAUUAAUUGUAGAUGACACAGAUAAACUUAGAUUGAAAUAAAAGUUGAAGGUCUUUAUUUGCCACA